Molecule: messenger RNA, 1134 nt
Organism: Arachis stenosperma
Lineage: Eukaryota; Viridiplantae; Streptophyta; Magnoliopsida; Fabales; Fabaceae
Exons: 2
Coding region: 94-804 (236 amino acids)
Source: RefSeq, a predicted model, not a curated record
CUAACUUUGCUUGCUCUUUGGGAGUGCCUCAGUCACAAACUCUCAUCAUUGCUGAAAAAAAUCCAAACCCAAACACAAACACAAAAUUCAACAAUGGGAAAUAGCUUGGGUGGGAAGAAAACCACAAAGGUGAUGAAAAUUGAUGGGGAAACCUUCAAGAUCAAGGCACCAGUGAGAGCAAGUGAAGUUCUUAAGAACCACCCUGCGGGUCUCGUUCUUCUUGAGUCAGAGGCAGUGAAGCAUUACGGCGUAAGGGCGAAGCCUUUGGAAGCAAACCAAGAACUACAGCCGAAGAGGCUGUAUUUCUUGGUCGAACUUCCAAAGGAGUCCUCAGUAGCACCUAGAAGGGUGCGCUCUGGAGUCAUCAACAUGAGUGCAAGGGACAGGCUCGAAAGCCUAGCUCUUUCUAGAAGGUCUGCUUCUGAUCUCACGAUCAUGAAGCAGACCAAAAUAAUAUCACAGCCACAGCCACAGUCACAGCCACAAUCGCAAUUGCAGCCUUUGAGGCUAAAGCUGAGGCUCCCAAAGGCAGAGGUGGAGAAGCUUAUCAAAGAGAGCAAAGAUGAGAUUGAAGCAGGAGAGAGGAUCAUGGAUUUGUGCAUUGGCAAUGGUGACAUCAACAAAAACAAAAACAUAGAUGAGAUUAUUGAGGAAAAUGAUGAGGAAGUGAUGAUGUUGGACCACCAUGUUCAUUGGAAGGUUGCAAGAAACAGAGUUGGUGACAAUCCAAAGACACGUCAGCAGAAAAGAGUGAGUUUCAUGCCAAUCAGUGAAGGAAGGACUCCACUAGCAGUGGCUUCAUAGAUGAAAAAGGUGAAUCAAGGAGUUUAAUUAGUUUUAUAUAUAUAUAUAUAUAUAUAUAUAUAUAUAUAUAUAUAUAUAUAUAUAUAUAUAUAUGAUUGCAAACCAUGUUAAUUAAGGCACUAUAUAUAUAAGGGCGUUUUUGUAUUAGUUUAAUUUUCAUGUGUUUGUGGAACCCUUAUAGUUGUCAUCAAUAACUGUAAACCUAUAAUGGUUUCGUUCAACAGCGUUAUAUAUAAUGAAAUGAUACAAAUAUAAUAUGUACAUUAUUCCGAAGAAAACAAUAUGUAAUAUUAUAAUGCAUGGUAAAGAGUAAUUGUCGAAAGAGUUUAA